AUGGCAGGGCCGGAGGGGGAAGGGAGGGGAACAUUGGGGAGGGUGAUCAGCUUCUCCGACAUGGUCUUGGAGUUCUUCGAGGUGGACUCGUCGGCGGCGGCGAGGUUCUCCGACGACGGCGGCGAUGACGAGGGGGCGGAGAGAUCCGAUCAGCGCGGCGGCGGGGAGGAGAGCAAGGCCUUCUGGGAAUCGCAGCAUCAGCUUCUCCGGGUGAGAAUCCUUGGCGGGCAUCUCCCUACCACUUCUCCUCUCCUCCUCAUUGCCAUUCUUCUAACUCUCUCCCUCUUUCUCUCUCUUAGGCGGCGCUGUCGAAGAGCAGCUCGCUAGAGUCGCGGGUACGCCGGGAGACGGAGGCGGCCCUGGGGAAGAUCCGGGCUGAACAGCGCCUUUGGGCCUGCUCGAGAAAUCCCGCCGCAGAAUGCCGGAGCUGCCUGCUGAACAAGGUAUCGGAGCAACUCCGGCGAGCCGGCUACGAUAGCGCCCUCUGCCAUUCCAAGUGGCGCAGCUCUCCCGACAUCCCCAAAGGUACUUCCCAACUCUUUCCCUCCCCCCCUCCUCUCUCUCUCUCUCUCUAACCUUGCGUUUAUCAGUGUUCACUUAGACAUCACUAUUCUCUGGUUCUAGUUUCUCUCUUCCCUAUCUGCGACCAUCUAUCAGUUCCAUCGACCUCGAGAUUCUCUAUAAUCUCUCUCUCUCUCAUCUCUUUCUUUCUCUGAUCUGUGUGCGUGUUAUCUCAGGAGAGCACACGUACAUCGACGUGGUGGAGGAGGUGGCAGCCGCGGCGGAGGGGAAGAAGUCUCCGCCGAGGGUGGUGGUGGAGCUGCGCUUCCGGUCGGAGUUCGAGGUGGCGAGGGCCAGCGCGGAGUACCGCCGCCUGCUCGCCGGCCUCCCGGAGGUGUUCGUCGGCAAGCCGGAGAGGCUGCGUGGGGUGAUCAAGGUCGUCUGCGGCGCCGCCAAGAAGUGCAUGAAGGACAACAACAUGCACAUCGGCCCCUGGCGGAAGCACAAGUACAUGCAGGCCAAGUGGCUCUCCCCUUGCGAGAGGCUGCCGCCCACGGCGCCCGAGCCGUUCUUCCCCGAGAACCAGCCGCCGCCGAGGGCUUCCAUGCGGGGCCCCUUCGAUCUUCCCGAGCAGAUGCGGAGCUUGCACCACCGCACGGCCGUUGAGGUCGUCUGA
This is a messenger RNA of Spirodela intermedia, 1177 nucleotides long. The record is from the annotation of a GenBank genome assembly. NCBI's taxonomy places the organism in Eukaryota, Viridiplantae, Streptophyta, Magnoliopsida, Alismatales, Araceae.